UAUCUUUCUUUAUGUUUUAUCCCCUCUCUAAAUAUUUCUGAUUCAUUUUAUAGAAGAUUUCAUAGUUAAUCUAGUCAUAGUCUGUCUUUUAAAAAAUCUAAAAUGAAUACUGAUUCUAUUAGCAUUCAUUCUAAUAUAAAUGCAGAAAUUUAUGAUAUUCCAAUGAAUGUACUUAUUCGACCUAUUCCUCCAAUUAUUAAUGAAGAAAAGGUUCAAAGUUUAAUAAAUGUAUUAAGCAAUCCUGAAACAGAAACAUUCGUACCACCAAUCGAUGUUUUAUGGAUUAAAGGAAGCGAAGGUAAUAAGAAUUUUCUUUUUUUUAUUCAUAACAUAUAUUAAAGAAAUAGCAAAGAAAAAUA
Messenger RNA from Apis florea (little honeybee), 359 nucleotides. Its product is annotated as sulfiredoxin-1. Gene Ontology annotation, biological process: cellular response to oxidative stress. Gene Ontology annotation, molecular function: sulfiredoxin activity. The record is from RefSeq and is a predicted model, not a curated record. Lineage: Eukaryota; Metazoa; Arthropoda; Insecta; Hymenoptera; Apidae. Gene Ontology annotation, cellular component: cytoplasm.